This is a messenger RNA of Aspergillus fumigatus Af293, 3483 nucleotides long. It is a transcript of the gene nrps11, whose product is annotated as nonribosomal peptide synthetase fmqC. The record is from RefSeq and is a predicted model, not a curated record. Gene Ontology annotation, molecular function: catalytic activity; phosphopantetheine binding. Lineage: Eukaryota; Fungi; Ascomycota; Eurotiomycetes; Eurotiales; Aspergillaceae. Gene Ontology annotation, biological process: secondary metabolite biosynthetic process; amino acid activation for nonribosomal peptide biosynthetic process. The transcript has 2 exons. The coding region runs from base 1 to 3483 and encodes 1160 amino acids. Gene Ontology annotation, cellular component: cytoplasm.
AUGCCCGAUCUCAUCCAGACCAAAUCGGUGGUCCUAGGCUACGGUGUAAAGAUGGUUUUGGCUCCAGCGAAAGCAGCGAGGAGUCUUUUAAUACGAGAAGAAGCCGUCUGGAGAUUCUCCCUGCCCAGAGUCUUGUCAACGCCUACGACAAUGUUGGAGACGACGGAGCCAAUUGCGCACGCCAGCGAGCUGGACAAACCCAGCAUCGUUGUCACGAACACCGAGGUCGACAGCGAGGAUAACACUUCCUCCGUUCUGGGCCGCUAUAUACCACAGAAAUGCCUCCAGAACGCAAGGCUCGCAGCUGUAAACUCGUGUGUCAACGAGAUCUUCGAGGCUCGCUUCCGGGAGCGGCCCGACGCCCCCGCGGUCUGUGCCUGGGAUGGCAGCUACACUUACCGCGAGUUGAACGACAGAUCAUCCGCUCUUGCCCACAAACUCCGUCGCCGGGGUGUGCAAGCAGAGGUGUUGGUGGCACUCCUCUUUGAGAAAUCUAAAUUCAGCGUCGUUGCAAUGCACGCUGUGAUCAAGGCCGGCGGCGCGUUUCAACUGUGGGACCCAUCCUUGCCUGUGGCUCGCUUGGGAGGAAUGUUUGCUGAGUCAAAAGCGCACUUGGUGCUCGCAUCGGCCGCAAAUGCCCGACUGGCCGCUGAAAUCAGUGAGAAUGUGAUGGUGGUGGACGAGUCCCUUGUUCCCCCCUGGGAGUCUGCACCGCUGAAUCCUGGAACGCAACCGGAGAAUGCGCUGUACUGCGUCUUCACUUCCGGCUCGACCGGCAAGCCCAAGGGGUUCUUGAUGGAUCACCGAGCGUUCUGCACCUGUGCACUCGGCGUCGGAGAAUUACUCGGAUUGAAUGGAGCCUCCCGGCUUAUUCAGUUCUCUGCGAACUCGUUUGAUCUUGCGACGUUCGAUCAUAUUCUUCCGUUCCUGUGCGGUGCAUGCCUCUGCAUCCCAUCCGAGGAAGAGAGGAAAGGCGACCUUACUCGCGCAUUCAACAGAUACCGUGCUACCCAUGCCGUACUCACGCCCACGGUGAGUCGUCUCCUGGAGCCCGAAAAGCUCACCACCUUGCAGGUAUUGCUGCUAGCAGGUGAGGCGCCCAGCAGGGAAGAUAUCCGGCGUUGGGCCUCCACUGUCGGGCUGCUCAACGGUUACAGCCCUGCAGAAGCUGGAUGCAUCACUAUUGUCAACCCGUCCUUGCAGGAGAGUCAUCCGAGCAAGAUCGGAUUCCCCGUCAGCGUGGUACCCUGGGUAGUGGACCCAGACGACUGCAAUCGACUAGUGCCGGCUGGAGAGGUAGGAGAGCUGGUACUGCAGGGACAUACGUUGGCGCGAGGAUACUUUGGACGCCCGGACCAAAGUAAAGCGGCCUUCAUCCCGACGCCUGCAUGGGUACGCCAAUUUGGCUACGAGACCUAUGGACGUCUGUACAGGACGGGAGACCUGGUUCGAUUCGAUGCCGAGGACGAGUCCCUGGUCUACAUCGGCCGCAAGGAUUCCCAGGUGAAGAUCCGCGGUCAGCGACUGGAACUGGGUGAGGUUGAGCAUGCGUUGCAGCAAUUCUUUCCCCGGCCCCAGAUAGUCGUGGUCGAGUUAUUGACGGCCGAGGAUAGGGAGCCAGCCUUGGUCGGGUUUGUCUACCAGCCUGGAAGCUCGCAACAUAUGCCAGCCCCGCCGCAGCACCAGGACAAUAGUCUUUUCCUGGUGGCCGAUGACCAGUUUUGCGCCGACGCCCAGAAAGCUCUGGCAUCGCUGCGGGAUAUAUUGCCCCCGUACAUGAUCCCAUCCGAUCUGCUGCGGAUCUCCCAUCUACCCAUGGUACCGUCGGGAAAGACUGACCGUCGAUUGAUCCGGAUGCGUGCGGUGGAUCUGGCGCCCGAGGAGAGGAGAAAGUACAGCAGUGUGCUCGGUCAAUCCCGGGACCAACCAGUAACCCAGCUGGAAGAGUCGCUGCUGGGGCUCUGGGCUACCUGCCUCAAGCUUCCUCCUUCGCAGAUCGGUGUCCUGGAUAAUUUCUUCCACCUGGGCGGGGGCUCACUGGAAGCCAUCCAUCUCGCCGCGGAAGCCCGAAACAUGGGGUUCGCGGAAUUAUCCUCAGCAGCUGUGUUCCAGUGUCCCACCAUUCGGGAGAUGGCAGGCAUGUUGGACGGGGUGACGGCCUCUGUCCAAGAACAGGACCCCCGCGGCUGCACCUCCUUCCAGCUGGAGUCGUCACUGGUGGCUGAAUUGCUGCGGAAAAGUCAAUGCACGCUCGAGGACCUGCAAGAAGGGUUCCUACCCCUUACUCCCUUCCAAGAGAAAACCGCGAAGAUGAAGCCGAUGCACCUGUUGCUCGACAUUCCCGGCAUCGACCAUUCGCGCCUCGAGGCCGCUUGGGCGCUCGUGCUAGAAAAACACAUCAGUUUCCGAUCCAUCUACGUGGAGCACCAAGGCCGUGUCUACCAAGCUUUUCUGCGCCAACCUGACACGGUCUCUAUUCCUAUCAGAUGGUGCGAUGAACCAGUGCAUGAAUGUGCGGCAAGAUUCUGCGAACAAGAUGUGGAUCUGAUCCUGGAUGGCCGCCCCUGGUGGAGCAUGACCAGAAUCAACAACAAGAUCGACAGUGUUCUCGUGCUCCGACUGACCCAUGCCCAAUGGGAUGCUCUAACCCUGGAUGUGCUUUUCAAAGACUUUAUGGCGGCCUACGAGAGUCGCGAACUCUCUCGGCGAGACCUGGAAUUUCCCGCCUACAUGCGGUUCCGUCUGAGACACAAUGCGUCGCCGGCAACAGUCAGAUUCUGGUCAACGUUCUUGCACGGUUCCCGGCUCACUCAGCCCCUGCUUCUCGAUGGCGCCGCGGAGGUAGACCCAGGAAAUGAGGCGAUGGUCUUUGUGUCUCAGCAGAUUCCGAUGUUGACCCCUCCUCACGGGAUUACCCUGGGUUCCGUAUUUCGGGCCGCCUGGGCUUUCGUGCUGGCCCGCUACACCGGGCAAGAGGACGUGGUCUUUGGCGAGUUUGUUGAGGGUCGCUCCCUGCUGGUGAAAAGCGUGGAGAAGGUCACUGGCUGCGCAGCUGCGGAGACCCCCAUGCGCAUCGUCGUUUCGCCCACGGCAUCGGUCCGCGACCUCCUCAAGCAUUCCCAGGAGCAAUACGUUGCGCGAAUUCCGUACGAGACCUGCGAGCUGGAAGAUAUCGUGCCAUCCAGCACCUCCUGGCCCACCGACACCACGUUCAACCAUAUCCUGGUCAUACAGCAUGAGCCAGUGCUUCCUCCUGUGGCUCUGGAUGGGCGUCCAUGCCCGCACCGGUGGGCCUUCCACGGACGGCUCGAGGACGUCUACGUCCAAAUGGUGUUCGGCCCGGAUACGCUGCACGUUGGAAUGUCUGGUCCGGAGAUCCGGCUGUCCAGGACCAUUGCGACCCAGUUGGUUGAGAAGCUGGCGUCGACAAUAACGCAAUUCAAUGACCGGCCAGAAGCUCUGUUAUCUGAGAUUACGGUGUGA